This is a messenger RNA of Dunckerocampus dactyliophorus (ringed pipefish), 894 nucleotides long. RefSeq names its product bolA family member 3 (gene bola3). The record is from RefSeq and is a predicted model, not a curated record. The coding region runs from base 102 to 443 and encodes 113 amino acids. The transcript is spliced from 4 exons. Lineage: Eukaryota; Metazoa; Chordata; Actinopteri; Syngnathiformes; Syngnathidae.
GUUGACGUCAUAUUCGAGGGACGACGUUGUGUAAGCACAAGCUAGCGGUAUAUGUAAGCUCUUCGUUCUAGUCUUAUGAAUAAAUACAUAACACGUUGACGAUGUUGGCUGUUAAGGGCGCCGGCACUGUCAUAUCCGCACUUCGGAUUCUGUUCAGGAAUCAGACUGUCGUCCUUGCGCAGUCGUGGAGGUGUUUAUCCACGCAAACUGAUGGAGAAGUUCGCAUCAUAAAGGUACUAAAGGAGAAAUUCCCCCAGGCGUCGUCGCUCAAAGUUGUGGAUAUAUCAGGCGGCUGUGGGGCCAUGUAUGAGGUCUACAUAGAGUCCAGUGAAUUCAAAGGCAAGAGAACGAUUCAGCAACACCAACUUGUUAAUCAGGCACUGAAGGAAGAGAUUCAAGGAAUGCAUGGACUGAGAAUAUUCACAGAUAUUCCAAAACAGUAAUACACAAAUUCCCCUACUACUGCAAAAAUAAUUCCAGUGUUCAUCAUAUUUACCAUAAAUCAACAAUGUGUAAGUAGAUGUUUUGUAGCUAAACAAAUAAAUGUGAAAUGCAUACAAUAUUGCAAAACAAUCUGUGAACACAUACAGUACACACAAAAUGAUACAUGGUCCUGCAGUUGUAUCAUAUUGCCAUGGUGCCUGAGACUGUGAGCCAAAUGUAUCCCGUAAUGUCCCAACAUAGUUUAUGUAUUGCACACGAAUCUGUCUGCACACUGCACAUAGUGGAAUAGUGUAUUUAUGCAAUGCCAGCACUAGUCAUACUAUGUAAUAAUGUAUAAGCCACUUUUACUUGACUCGCUCUAUUAAAAUAUUUUGUAUUACAAGAAUAUUUCUACACUUAUCUUUGUAAAGAAAAAUACUACAUGAAAUAAAAGAUGAAAGCAAGCUUGAA